This is a messenger RNA of Cyphellophora europaea CBS 101466, 2388 nucleotides long. RefSeq lists its product as uncharacterized. Gene Ontology annotation, cellular component: fungal-type vacuole membrane; PAS complex. The coding region runs from base 1 to 2388 and encodes 795 amino acids. The record is from RefSeq and is a predicted model, not a curated record. Gene Ontology annotation, biological process: positive regulation of phosphatidylinositol biosynthetic process; vacuole inheritance; protein localization to vacuolar membrane. Lineage: Eukaryota; Fungi; Ascomycota; Eurotiomycetes; Chaetothyriales; Cyphellophoraceae. The transcript has a single exon.
AUGCCUGGUGACAGAGACUCAAACAAGGGCGAAGCUGCGCCGGAAGCCAGCAAUCCUUUCACCGCGGACCACACAAAGCCUCGAGAACCUUCGCCUUUGCGUGCCUCCCGAAGCUCCUCGUCAAUCCCUCAGAUCUCCCGAUCGCGGAAAAAUUCCCAAGAAUUCAGUCCGACUAGGAACACCACCCUAAGCGGCACACUGUCCACCAUCCCCUCGGCUGCAGCGGUGCAGCGAGCGCUGUCGGCGCAAAGACCAGUUUUACAGCCAGGAGCUGGUCUCGAAGCUUCCUCCGACAGUACGCGAGCCCGGCCAUCGGGAAAUAAUUCGCCCGCCUGGCCUACAUCACCGAGGUUGAAGUCGCCUCCUCCAUCGCUGGCAAGCCGACAGACUCUACCCAAACGGAGCGACAACGACCACACUCCCUCCAAUACAUCAAUGAAACGCCUCACGAACAUCUCAGCUUCUGACGAUGGCGGCGCUACACAUACACCCGAUAACGGAAAGGAACAGGCAACAUCCUCCCAGUUGGCUUUACGCCCUCCUGGACGAGGGCCCAGUGCAGCCAGUGGGGGUUUAGAGCCUGUGGCCGAAGGUAGCAUCCCUACCACUCCCUCCAUCAGCCCCGAGAACAAGCCAUUAGGGGAUUCUAAGCCCGAGGGUUCGGGCUUAAGCCAGCAUUCGGUAUCAGAUGCUUCCACCGUUAGGAAUGGUGAUGGGAACGAUCUCAAAGCAGCUGCCAGUAAGGCUGAGAACGAUGCUAAAGCACGAGUUUCCAGCAAUUCGCGCACCGGCGCAAAUCUGGCCAAACGCUCACUCACCAGUCUGACCUCGGCCAAGGCCAAAGCGCCUGAUCCCCCGAGAACGAUGACCAUUGAAACCGAGCCGGUGACCACUACACCUCAGUUACUGGGAACAGAGCGGCUCACUGGGAGAGAUGGAAGUGGCAGCGUACGCACAAAGCCUAGCAACGAAACUAUCCGACCCAAGAAGGAGAAAAAGAAGGCAACCCGCAAAACACCCUCGCUUCAUUCAGGAACAGUCACCUCAAAAGCUGACAUCUUCGAGGCCAAGGUAGCUAGUGCGGUGGACGAAGCAGACACCUCCGACUCGGACGAGACAUUUGUCUACGAAUCGAAUCCACCCGACAGCCGGUCGCAUCGUCAUCACUCAAGAACACCCAGUGCCACUUCUUUAGCGAGCACAGAUCAUCAUGGUCGUAACCGGCACGGAAUGCGGUCUGGCAGCAACGCGGUAGGCGCCAAAAAGAGUAUGAAAUUUUCCAACUAUAACAACGGCCUCGACGAGGGCGAAGAUGGCCGCAGUAGUAUUCGCAACGGCUCUUCACACCGACCUCAUCACAUUGGCCGACACGGCAAGGCCGCCCACAGCUCAAUACUCGACUCAAACUCUCCUUUCAGCCAAGCCAGCAAAACCAAUUCUCCAAAAGCUUCAUCCGCCAACUUGGCGAAAUUCUCGCGGCCUAACAGUCCCAAGGUGUCGAACGGCCGAGUAGCAUCAAGUCCCAAGAAGGGUGAUGCCUUCGACAUCUAUGACAAUCCCGCGGACGACGAGCGUACACCCCUUGUAGGAGGUUCGGUGCGAGUCAAUCGAAAUCGACAUACUCGGCGAUCUGGACUUCGUAACACUGACUACUUUGACGAGACCGAUGGCAGCAUCUGUGGUCGUCUGGGCGGCUGUAUCCUAAUUGGUCUGGUCGUUCUUAUCGUGUGUGUUGGUAUAGUCACCUUCGUCAUUGGCUUGAAUCAGCCUUUGGUUGAUGUGAAAGUUCGACACCUUCAAAACAUCCUUGCUUCCGAGCAAGAGCUCAUGCUGGACCUGCAUGUCGAUGCCAUCAACACAAAUAUCUUUGCCAUCUCGGUUAAUGACCUUGAUGUGAACAUCUUCGCAGAAAGUAGCCAUGUUGGCAGCUCCAGCGACUAUGAAAAGGAAAAGAAAAAUCUCCGCUGGGCAACGCGGAUAGGGGAGACCGAAGAUGAUGACCGCACCCUUCCUUGGCCCUUCCCAGCCGACGGUAUCGAUGAGGGUACCGAUCCCAUCGAAGAGGAGCCUGGGACGCAGAAGAUGCUUCUCGGCACUAUCCUUGAGUUCGACUCUCCUCUGACGUUUGACGCAUCUCCUCUGCGCCGGCGACGAUCAACCUCAGUAGGAGAAAUCCGCCUUGCGAAGCCCGGCAACAAAACCGAGGUCGGCGGAUCUGCACGCUGGGAAAGAGUGCUCCAGCAUGAUUUCAACCUGAUCGUGCGAGGAGUCAUCAAGUAUCAAGUCCCCCUGAGCUCGAAGAUCAAAUCGGUCAAAAUUUCCAGCAUAGCUACGGUCCAUCCUAAUGAAGACGAUGGAAGCAAAUCUCACACGUCACUAGAUGAAUGA